UUUACUUUGUCAGCUUAUCAACCAUUAAGCGGGAAACUAUCGUAAAACAAAUGCUAAGCGCGUUAAUCCACGCGCAUACUCUCAGUUUUCUUUCCUCUUUCCCUCAGCCAAACCCCCGCCUUUGUCGCCCUUCCAUGGCUUCAUCUUCUCUUGUUCGAAUCGCUGUCGUCGGAGACGUUCACGAUGAUUGGGACCUCGGAGAAGAUACAAAGGCUCUUCAACUUAUGAAGCCGGAUUUGGUGCUCUUCACAGGUGAUUUUGGUAAUGAGAAUGUCGAACUAGUUCAAAAUGUUGCUGCUCUCAACUUUCCAAAAGCAGUUAUUUUGGGAAAUCAUGAUUCUUGGAGCACUCAACAGUUUUCUUCUAAGAAGAAGGAUCGAGUUCAACUUCAGCUAGAAUGUCUUGGACAGGAUCAUGUAGGUUAUAAACGUCUGGACUUUCCUUUACUAAAGCUCAGUGUUGUCGGUGGAAGACCAUUUUCAUGUGGGGGUCAACAAAUAUUUCGGAAAAGGCUUCUGUCUACCAGGUAUGGAGUUCAAGAUAUGGAUGGAAGUGCCAAGAGAAUCUAUGAUGCUGCACUUGGGACCCCAGAAGAUCAUCUAGUUAUACUUCUUGCGCAUAAUGGACCCACAGGUCUUGGCAGUGAAUUGAAUGACAUUUGUGGAAAAGAUUGGGUGUUUGGAGGUGGUGAUCAUGGUGAUCUAGAUCUAGCGCAAGCCAUCUCCCACUUAAAAGAGACUACUACAUUCUCUAUUCCACUUGUCGUGUUUGGUCACAUGCAUAAAGAGUUGGCAUAUGGGAAUGGUCUUCGGAAAAUGAUUGUAGUUGGGACUGACGACAUUAUAUACCUGAAUGGAGCCAUAGUUCCCAGGGUUAAAAGACCCAUAAAUGAACAAACAGCGUACAGAUGCUCCGUAGAUACUGAGACCUCACUGCAGGCAUCCAAUUCUAAUGGCACAAAGAGAGCCUUCACUUUAGUUGAGAUAUUAAAUGGACAUGUGGAUAAAAUUUCAGAAAGUUGGGUUUCCGUUGUUGGAAAUGAAACAACAUUAGAAGAGGAGUACAUACUAUUUAAAUCUAACGGGCAAUCUUCUCUCUGAUUGGAGUUCAGUUUGAGACGUCCUUAUACUCUUAUGAGACCAAGAACAGAAUUUGUCUGCUAAAGACACUCUUGAAUCUUGCGUACUACACAUCAUUAUGUAGCAAACGUAUGGCUGUUCCAUAAACUCUCUAAACAAUUGUUACUAUGAAAUGGAGAACCUUGGUUUUUAUGUUUAAAAAUAGUAUACUAAACUGAAGGAUGUAGUUUUUCUUAUGCACAACUUGAAGCAGGGACAGGUCCAGGGCCGUUGUUCAACCCCGGUUCCCCUGGCUGGUUUAGCUUUGCAGGGUACUGUUGACUUCGGAUCAUUUUGCUCAUGCUCCCCUCAAGAAUUCUAUUCUUGGGAAAGAGAAAAUGGGGCCCCUCAUGUUCCAACUUUCCGACUGUUUCAUUAAUAUUCCGAUUCAUUCAUGCUUUUACAUUUUAGGCGCAUAGUUCAGGUAUUGUAACAUGAACCCAGUAGCUUUAUUAUGGCCAAUGGCUUUGGUCUAAUCAGGGAAACUCACCUCUUGCUUCCUGAUCUAAUGUGAGUACCCAAAAAGAACAGUAAAAAAGGAAAAAAGAUGAAGGGAUAAGUCAAAAGGGAAGUAGGGCGGCAAAGGUUGACCAAU
Molecule: messenger RNA, 1713 nt
Organism: Durio zibethinus
Lineage: Eukaryota; Viridiplantae; Streptophyta; Magnoliopsida; Malvales; Malvaceae
Product: Calcineurin-like metallo-phosphoesterase superfamily protein
Molecular function (GO): hydrolase activity
Source: RefSeq, a predicted model, not a curated record